This is a messenger RNA of Penicillium coprophilum, 2124 nucleotides long. RefSeq lists its product as uncharacterized. NCBI's taxonomy places the organism in Eukaryota, Fungi, Ascomycota, Eurotiomycetes, Eurotiales, Aspergillaceae. The record is from RefSeq and is a predicted model, not a curated record. Gene Ontology annotation, molecular function: protein binding. The transcript is spliced from 3 exons. Bases 1 to 2124 code for a protein of 707 amino acids.
AUGGCGACCGUCAAUCGAAAUAUGUUCGGUGCGAGCAUUACUCAACCGCCUGGCGGUGCCCAGUUGAUGGUUUUGCCGUUGAACCUCAUCGCGGAGAUUGUGUCACAUGUCGACGACACAGGCGAUCUUGCCCGGCUAUGUCAAACAUGUCGCGUCCUCAAUUAUAUGGCGCUGCCGCAGCUAUACCGAAGCCUAACGCUGACUUCUUACGACAAAAUCCGUUAUCGUGGCGAACAACCAGAAGGAAUCGGAAGCGCUAGUCCCUUCACGAUGGGGUUGAAUGCAAUCAUUACACGACCUUAUGCGACACUAAUACGGUCGAUAACAUUAAAGGGGGAAUGGAAGGAACAUGAAGUAGAGGAGCAUGCCCGAGUUGGCCGGGUGCCCGACUCAUCGAUGUUGUUGAACAUCGCCGCCCGCGCCGCCAUAGAUCGCAUGACCAAUUUGGAAAGCUUUCAUUGGGAACUGAAUACCAAAAUGCUUGACACGGUUUAUUCCGGGCUGACACAACUGCCGAAGCUCACCUCCCUGACAGUCCGAUUUCCUUCCAGUCGUCAUCCACAGCCCACUUUCGUCAUUCCGGGCAUGCCACAUCUGCGAUGUCUGAAAAUCACCGAUAUCGACCCGCUAUGCUACCCUGAUGAUAUUGCGACUCUUCUUUAUAAAAGUAGGAAAUUGCGCGAUCUGAGAUUACAUUGGUCGCCACGGAUGCGAGAUGCUCACGAGCCUAGUGUCUCUCUGCAUAAUUAUUUCCGUAAGCUGAUCGCCGCCAAGCAGCCCCUGAUGGUUCAGAAGAUGUCAUUCCAAAAUCUGUAUGCCUUCCACACCGAAGAGUUCAAUUUCGCCUUUGAUCCGACCACCGUCGAAGAUGUCACAUUUCUCACUGGUGUCGAGGGCUCUAGCCUGGUCAACACAUUUGUCGAGAGCAGCUGGCCGACAGUCCCGCCACAUGUCAAGCUCCGCAUGAAAUCUGUUAGGAUGGAUGCAGUGUCAAAACGGAACGCAGAAUUCAUUGGGAAUUUCUCUGGACUCGAGAAGCUCUACCUUGUCAAUGUCACCGCCGACUCAAACGACCUCCUCAAUAGCCCACGACCCGGAGGAGGCGCGGCCUUAUCCGCCCUCACCCCCCAACAUCCGAACACCAGUUCUAGCCAGCUCAAUGCUACAGCUAGUAUUCGAGACACAUACCUCUCACAUAUUACCACAAAUCAUGGCGCGACAUUGCGCCACCUUCUUCUCCCUUCUAAAUGGCCUCUCUCCACUGGGAUGGUCGCGCGGCUCGUCCAUAGCUGUCCAAACCUGGAGCAGCUCGCCCUUGCCACCGAAUUCUCCAGUAUGGACUCAUUAGCUCUACUGAUACCUUUCCUACGGAAGUUGAAAGCCCUCCGACUUCUCAUACCCCAGUCUCCUGGACAGUCUUCAAAUGGGCCUGGGGGCUCCACACUGAAGACGUGGCAGUCUACACGAGAGCGAACUGCCUUUGAUACGGUUCAAAAAGUGCAAGAAAUUUUCGCAAAUGCCAAAAAUCUUGCAGAAGUGGUGGAUAUCGACGACUCGAUAUUGUCCGAAAUGUUGAGUUACGACCUGGGCAACCAACAAGUCUACGGAAACGUGAAGAUCAUCAGCAUGGGCUGGAAAGCCUGGGAACUAAGAGGCUUCUACAAAGCCCCCAUCCCAACAGAAACCAACGAAGGCUCCCCAACACCAACGAAUGGCGUCAAUGCAUCCCCAGAAACCACCACAGACAGCCCCGUUCCUACACAAGGUACCAACGGUGUUACCACAGCAGACCAACCUGCUGUCGCGCAUAAAUCAAUCGAUACACAGACAACACAUAUCCCUUCUUGGUCGAACCCACCGGCCACAAGACUGGGCGUACCACAAUCAACAUUAGGGAAACGGUCACGCGAUCAAGAUGAUAGUGACACUCCCAGACCACCACCCAGCUUCCCACCGACCUUUAAUAGACGCGAAGACUCCGAAGACCUGACAACUUUCUACCCUGGCUGCUACCCGUACACCAUGUCCGAGGAUGGAUUUGUGUGGCGACGGCAUGUGCGACGGGUUGGAUGGGAGGCGUUGCAGCAUUGGGAGGUUUGGUCAUUGGAUGCGCAGGAGAUUUGA